AUCGCCAUCCCCGCCAGACGCCGUUUGCUGGCCCGAAUCUGAAUUGCGAUCAUUGAUCGAUCGGAUUCCCUCUCGCUCCUCUCGCUCUUUCUGCUCCUUUCCCUUCGACGUCUCUCUCCUCUACAUCGUUUCUUCUACGCUCUCACCACUCUUCUGUUCUUCGAGUCUCCUUGUUCGGCCAUCCCACCAUGGCCGACGCCGCCGGAGACCGCGUCAUGUGUCAUGCUUGCGGCGGCGUCUGGCCGCGCAGCGAGCACGGCCUGAUUUGUCCGCAAUGCCAGUCGGAGUUUACCGAGAUCAUCGAAAUCCCCCCCGACCCCGAUGAGGAACCGCCUCUCGUUUCCGACCGUCCUGACUCCGCAUCUGCAUCCUCCCCCCGAUCCGCUGGCUCGCCGCUCAACCCAUGGGCUGAUCACAACCCCUGGGCUCAUCAAGAUGAUCAUGAUCGCAACGAUGGCGAUCAUCCCUGGGACUCCGGAAAUGGGUUCCGGCAUCGCACCUACCGAUCCCCGGACGGCCGCUUCACUUUCUCCACGACGACCUACACCCAUGGGUUUGGUGGGGGGCAGUCACCGUCUACGCAGGGUAAUCCGAAUCUCGACCCGUUGAUGAUGGUGCAGAAUAUGGACAACAUCUUCCGAGGCUUGACGGGCCCCUACCAGCAACGGAACCGUUCGGCGUCUGUGUCUAGCUCUGGGCAAGCCUCCAGCCAAGCCCGGGGGCAGGGACAACGUUUGGGCACCUUCGAGUUCAACAUUGAUACUGGGAACUCUGCGACGCCUAGCCAGGAUGGUGGCUUGCAUCCGCGGGACGCCGAUGGCCCGCAGCCGAUGAACAAUCCGCUACGGGCCCUGGGCGAUAUCCUUGAGCUACUCCGCCCGGAUUCAGCUGCGAAUACGCAAGCGGGUGGGAACGGAGGUGCACGAAUUGUGACGGGGGUCAACCCUUUGGCAAUGCUGUCGUCGCUGCUGGCCUUCGAUCGUCUCGGUGACGCAGUCUAUUCACAAGAGGAGCUCGACAGGGUCAUUUCCCAGCUGAUUGAUCAGAGCGCCAACCGAGGCGCGCCUCCUCCAGCUCCAGCGAGUGCAAUCCAAUCCCUGCCCAAGAAGAAGGUUGACGAGGAGAUGCUGGGUCAUGAGGGCCGAGCAGAAUGCUCGAUUUGUAUGGAUAAUGUAGAGGUAGGAACUGAAGUGACUGUGCUUCCCUGCAAGCACUGGUUUCAUUAUAGUUGCAUCGAGCUUUGGCUCAAUCAACACAACACUUGUCCCCAUUGCCGACGGGGAAUUGAUUCUCCUCCGUGAGUCAUCCGCCUCGUCUUCUGGGUCAUGGCUCCGCUAACUCUCUGUCUCUAGGACUGAAGGCACCAGCGAUAACCCGGUGGUCGUGGGCGAUAGCCCUGAGCCUGUU
Molecule: messenger RNA, 1407 nt
Organism: Aspergillus homomorphus CBS 101889
Lineage: Eukaryota; Fungi; Ascomycota; Eurotiomycetes; Eurotiales; Aspergillaceae
Product: putative RING finger domain protein
Exons: 3
Coding region: 189-1301 (370 amino acids)
Source: RefSeq, a predicted model, not a curated record